This is a messenger RNA of Cooperia oncophora, 357 nucleotides long. Lineage: Eukaryota; Metazoa; Nematoda; Chromadorea; Rhabditida; Trichostrongylidae. The record is from the annotation of a GenBank genome assembly.
UUGCAGGGUUUGUUCUCGAAUCCCAUCUACUAUAUAAUUUGGAUCGCUACAUUCGUCUCACAAAUCCUUAUCGUGCAAUUUGGUGGCCGUUGGUUCAGCACAGCAGCGUUGAACAUCGAACAGUGGUUGUGGUGCUUGGCCUUAGGUGUAGGCACAUUGCUCUGGGGACAGCUGGUCACGUCUAUCCCGACUGGCAGCCUCCCGCAGAACAUGACGAUAGGUUCUGGUGAAGCGCCUACCAAUGACCCGUUGAUGCCAGACUAUGAAGACCCGGAUACGCACGAGAAGCGAUCAGGACAAAUACUGUGGGUGCGUGGCUUAACGCGCCUUCAGACGCAGGUACGUGCUUCUGAGUGA